UACAUACAUACAUACGCAGUAAUUUAAUAUGUUGUGCAACAAAACGGUUUCAUUGAAACUUCAAUUUGUUGCAAUGUCACCCAUUACGUUUUAAAUAUCUGCUCAUCUACACGAACAGUUUAUUUCAACGUUGAUGUUCAAGAUGAGCGAAUCAGAAAAUGUGCUUAGUGAGAUUAUCGAACAAAUCGCAAAGGAGAACAAUAUAGUCAAACCGAAAGUGGUGAUUUCUGACACAACAAGGGGAGGAUACCUUGGAAUACCUAGUACAAUUAUAAUUGAAGAAACUGGUAAUGGAACUACACGCAAAACACUCCACUUGUUCUUAAAAUCUGCUCCGAAGGAUUCACGGGAAGCAGUCCCAAUUCGGGACAUAUUCGUUAACGAGAUUGCAAUGUAUGAAGAAGUGCUGCCUAAUUACCUUAAGUUUCAAAAAGAAAAAUUGGUGACAGACCCAUUUCAAAGUACUGUAAAAUGCUACAGGAGUUCCGCAAUUUACGAUAACGAAUUUUUGGUAUUUGAAGACCUAACAAAGAGCGGUUUCGUUCUUUGGGAUAAAACGAAACCAAUGACGACGAAAUGUGUCGAAUUUAUUCUCAAAGAAACUGCCAAGUAUCACGCUCUUUCCUUUGCUUUUCGAGACCAGAAACCUGAUGAGUUUGAUGAUUUGGCGAAAAAACUUCAUGUCAACGUACUUACCAAUUUCUUUGAAACCACCCCAUCAUUUCUACACUCGUUAACAAUGAAUGUGAAAUACGCUAUGAACUUAUUCGAUCCCGUUGAGGAUAAAAAAAUUUGCGAAGCACUUGACAACUUUAUAGAAAAUGGAAUUGAACCAAUCGUUAUGGGCCAUGCAAUUGAAGAUAACGACAAGGUCGUCAUAAUUCAUGGAGACAGUUGGUGCAACAAUUUUAUGUUAAAGUUUGAGGAUCCAUCUCAGCCUGAUUCAUUGAAACAAAUGAAAUUUCUGGAUUGGCAAUGCUCAAGACUAUCAUCACCCGUAAUCGAUAUGAGUUAUUUCUUAUAUUGUAAUGGACCUCAGGAAGUUUUCGACAAUUUGGACUACUACUUGAAAUUAUAUCACAACACUUUGGCUUCUGCGCUUUCAGAUCUCGAAACUGACGUAGAAAAAGUUUUCCCAUUUUCUACUUUACAGAAUCACUGGCGAAAGUAUGCCAGGUUCGGUUUUGCAGUGGCGUGCUCGUUAAUAAAUAUGUAUUACAAUCCAAAUCAUGCUGUAGCGUUAGAUAUGACUGAACUUGCUAAAGACAAUAAAGAUGUAGGCAAACAUUUUACAUCUGCUGAAGUUCAAAGUAAUGAAAUAUAUAGAAAAAGACUUAGAGGAAUUGUUACCCAUUUUGUUAAUAAAGGAUUUAUAUGAC
Agrilus planipennis (emerald ash borer) is the source of this 1379-nucleotide messenger RNA. RefSeq lists its product as uncharacterized. NCBI's taxonomy places the organism in Eukaryota, Metazoa, Arthropoda, Insecta, Coleoptera, Buprestidae. The transcript has 2 exons. The record is from RefSeq and is a predicted model, not a curated record. The coding region runs from base 134 to 1378 and encodes 414 amino acids.